AUGAGGAAAUCGGCUCUGCGAAAGGGUGCUCUCAACCUGAAAACACUUUUGCGUCGGAGAGAAUCGGUUAUUGCUUCGGCUGAGCUGAUAAAAACGUUCGAUGAAAAUUUCGAGGUUUCGCAAAUAAAUCAGGUAGCGCUACGGAUCGAACGGCUCGAUGAGCUAUUCAGGAAAUUUGAGAGUGUGCAGGAUGAAAUAGAAUUGAUCGAGGAUAGGGAAGAAGAGUUUCUUGAUGACCGUGAGCAGUUCCAAGAUAAAUAUUUUGAGUUGAAGGCGUCUCUAAUGGGUAAACUUCCGCAAACAGCCUCCGUUCUUCAGUCUGCGCCUCUAGUUCAGACUCCGCCCGUGCAUGUGAACCCUACUAUGUCCGUCAAGCUUCCGGAACUGCGGAUUCCGGAGUUCAGCGGAAAACCGGAGCAAUGGAUAGAAUUUCGGGAUCUCUUUAAAGCGGUUAUCCAUUCGAACACCCAGCUGUCAGCGGUUCAAAAACUACAUUACCUUCGAAGCUCGCUAGCGGGUGAUGCGUCACGUUUAAUCUCGUCUACCGCCCUUACAGCGGAUAACUAUCCUAUAGCCUGGAAGAUCAUCACCGACCGAUAUGAGAAUAAAAAUUACCUAGUCAAGCAACAUAUGACAGCUCUUUUCAAAACCCCUCCCGCCAAGAAGGGGUCCGCUGCUGCCUUGGACGAGCUGGCAGAUGAAUUCAACCGACACGUUAGAAUCCUCGACAAACUUGAAGACGUAAACGACCACUGGAAUUCAUUCCUAGUGGAACGUUUAAGUAGCUUGCUUGAUGGAAAAUCCCUGCUGGAAUGGGAGACUCAGUGCAAGGAGGAAGAAACUCCGAAAUACGACGACUUACUCGACUUUAUGCACAAAAGGUCCCGUACUUUACAGAAGUGCUCUGCAUUUGUCAAUACUCCCGUUGAAAACAUUUCUAAACCAGUGAAAGGCAAAGCUUCCUCUUCCCAUGUUGCUUCCGAAAGUGUGUCGAAGUGUCCCGGAUGUAAAAACUCUCAUCCUCUAACACAGUGUGAAAUGUUCCAGAAGCUGACUCCGAAUAACCGUUUCGAUUUCGCGAAAAGUCAUCGCCUGUGCAUCAAUUGCUUAAGGGGUGGCCACAUGGCCAAGGAAUGCCGUAGUGGUCUUUGUAGAAUCUGCGGCAAAAGGCACCACAGCCUGCUUCAUCUACCAACAGUAACGUCGAUCCCCGCAGCUGUUAGCACGAGCGACGAAGAAGGCACAUCACAUACACGCAUAGCAGUCUGCGCCACACCAGCCACCACUUCUAAAUCAGAAGUUUCGUAUUCGGGCGCGAUGGUACCAUCGGUGGUACCAACACAUACAUUACCCCAGGCAAUUAAGUCGGUUUCGCGUAGACCGCUGUCGAUAAGCACUUCGGUCGAAAGUCCCCCUUCUUCGUCGCCGGUGGGGAUUUGUACGGUCCUUUCGAAUCAGAGCCGCUUCCAUAUAGUUCCCAUGUUCCAGCCGCAUCGUUAA
This is a messenger RNA of Toxorhynchites rutilus septentrionalis, 1500 nucleotides long. RefSeq lists its product as uncharacterized. The record is from RefSeq and is a predicted model, not a curated record. Gene Ontology annotation, molecular function: nucleic acid binding; zinc ion binding. The coding region runs from base 1 to 1500 and encodes 499 amino acids. The transcript has a single exon. NCBI's taxonomy places the organism in Eukaryota, Metazoa, Arthropoda, Insecta, Diptera, Culicidae.